This is a messenger RNA of Penicillium mononematosum, 2517 nucleotides long. Its product is annotated as putative APSES transcription factor (MbpA). The transcript is spliced from 4 exons. Gene Ontology annotation, molecular function: transcription coactivator activity; protein binding; DNA binding. The coding region runs from base 1 to 2517 and encodes 838 amino acids. Lineage: Eukaryota; Fungi; Ascomycota; Eurotiomycetes; Eurotiales; Aspergillaceae. The record is from RefSeq and is a predicted model, not a curated record. Gene Ontology annotation, cellular component: SBF transcription complex; MBF transcription complex.
AUGUCAUACUCACAGGGCAGUACAGGGUCGAAUGGAAUGGCCUACAACAUGUUGAAUGCUUCGCAAUCCCUCUCCUCCACCCCUCGCGCAACUCCUCCGCCCCCGAAAGGAUCUCAGAUGUCCUCUUUCGGUUACCCCAACGGACUCCCUCGAAGUAGCUUUGGUGGAUACGACGGAGCCAAUGACUAUGGGCCGGUAGUGUCAUAUCAAGACGAGUACAAACCUCAGAUUUACCGAGCUGUUUACUCCAAUGUCGCUGUCUAUGAGAUGGAAGUGAACGGUGUUGCUGUGAUGAAACGUCGAUCCGACUCUUGGUUGAACGCCACGCAAAUUUUGAAAGUCGCUGGUGUUGUGAAAGCGAGACGAACGAAAACCCUCGAGAAAGAAAUUGCGGCUGGUGAACACGAGAAGGUACAAGGCGGUUACGGAAAAUACCAGGGGACGUGGGUUAACUACCAACGAGGUGUUGAACUCUGUAGAGAGUACCACGUUGAAGAAUCGCUCCGGCCAUUGCUGGAGUACGAUAUGAGCCCUGACGGUUCCGGAGCUCCUGCCCAAGGAUCAACGAUAGAUACACCCACCAAAGAACAAGCAAUGGCCGCGCAGCGCAAGCGUCUUUACAACGGCGGGGAGAAUCGAAGCGCUUCACAGCCACAGCAGGGAACUUUCUUCCAAAAUAUCUCGCGAACAGCCGCUACCGCAGUCAAUGCCCUCAGCAAAGCUCGCUUCGACUCGCCCAGCUCUAACAGUCGUCGGCCCAGCAUGGCUCGCAAGCCAUCGCAGCAGAUGAGCAGCCAGGAAUCUGGACUUGCGUUCAGCAGCCAGCAGAGCAUGUACAGCAUGUCCGACAGCGGGUUUGGCAGCUUGCAAAAUCGGUAUCAAGUGCAAGAUGACAACGAUGACAUUGCGGAACCUCCCCGCAAACGCAUGCGCUCUGCUUCGCACCAAGGCCCUUCUAUCGGUCUUACUCGAGAACCACAUGGAUCUUCCUCCCCUCCUAUUGAUGAUGGCUCGAAACGUGGCGUCGAGUCCCUCGCGCCAGCUUCUACUCCUGAGAGGUUCCAAAAGAUGAAGCUCAUUAUGACAUUGUUCCUCGAUAAACGAACAAAGGAUUUCACGGAUCACCCGGCAUUGUUGCAGUUGACCGGAGAUGAUCUUGAAAUUCCCCUUGAUGAGUACCGAAACAAUGCUCUGCACUGGGCUGCGAUGCUUGCCCGCAUGCCACUGCUCAAUGCGCUGGUAGCCAAGGGUGUAAGUAUAUCGCGAGUCAACGGUGCUGGAGAAACGGCCCUGCAAAAGUCCGUGGGCACUCGGAACAACCUCGACUAUCGGAGCUUCCCACGUUUGCUGCAGGUGUUAGCCCCUACCAUUGACAUGGUCGAUUACAGCGGACGUACCAUCCUGCACCAUAUUGCCAUGAUGGCUGCUACUGGUGGGGGCGGACAUGUCUCCGCAAAGCACUAUCUAGAAGCUCUUCUCGAGUUUAUUGUACGUCAUGGCGGUAUUGCCCCGAGUGCGAAUGGAGGACAUGCGCCAAACGGGAACACUCACGGAGAAGUCAUUUCUUUGGGUCGAUUCAUCUCUGAGAUUGUCAAUCUUCGCGAUGAUCAGGGCGAUACGGCCCUUAAUCUGGCAGGACGUGCGCGCUCAGUCCUUGUCCCGCAGCUCCUGGAAGUGGGUGCCGAUCCUCACAUUCCAAACCAUACUGGCCUCCGUCCUGCAGACUACGGAGUGGGUGUCGAUAUGGUCGACGGAAACUCCCAAUCUCAACAACCGGCCAAUCGGAGUGACACAUUCAUUGAUCAAUUGGCGAAGUCAAAGAAAGAGAUUCUUGAUGCGGCAAUGUCUCAAAUCAGCGCAAUGGUCGAGGAAACACUUGGGGGAAUUGACCGAGAGUUAGCUGCGAGCUUGACACAAAAACAAGAAAGUUUCGAUCACUGGCAUUCGAAGAUCCGCGAGUCUGCCAAAGCUCGACAGAUCGAACAGAAGCAAUAUGAUGAACUCAGACGCAAGGGUUCUGAGCGCGUGGAGCUAGACCGGCGCAUCAAAAACCUGGAGCGUUCAUCUGAGGGUCUGUUAGUCACAGUGCAGAACACACCAGGAUUGGACGCUACCCGGACGGUUGUUGUGGGUGAUGCCGACAGAGAUUCCGGUGUUGAUGUGGCGACAUUUGAUGCCCUAUUCCCGGAGGGUUUCGACCCAGCGUCUGGGUUCUCAGAACAGCAAGUCGGGUUCCUGGCUUCACUGCCAGCAACAGAUCUGCUUAGGCGCCAGGCCCAAUGCUACAAAGAAUUCAACGGAAGGAUACUAGCUGAAGUCGAUAGUCUGAAAGCGAAGAACGCGGUUCUUGGACAGAACUACCGACGCAUGGUGAUGGCAUGCACCGGCUGGACGGCAGAGCAAGUCGAUGAAGCCGCGGAGGGGCUCACGCAAUGCGUCAAGGAACUGAAUGAUAAUCCCGUCCCCGAGGAUGAAGCCAUUGAGAUCCUGAUGCGGGAUCGCGGGCAGGACUGGUAG